Messenger RNA from Synchytrium microbalum, 963 nucleotides. RefSeq lists its product as uncharacterized. The record is from RefSeq and is a predicted model, not a curated record. Gene Ontology annotation, cellular component: Rab-protein geranylgeranyltransferase complex. The coding region runs from base 1 to 963 and encodes 320 amino acids. Gene Ontology annotation, biological process: protein geranylgeranylation. The transcript has 5 exons. Lineage: Eukaryota; Fungi; Chytridiomycota; Chytridiomycetes; Synchytriales; Synchytriaceae. Gene Ontology annotation, molecular function: Rab geranylgeranyltransferase activity.
AUGGGACGUUUAUGCACGGAUUUACAUGUAAAAUAUAUAUCUGAUCUCGACAAUCAAAAGCACUUGUUUGAGUAUUGGGCUUCAGCUCACAUACGCAUGAGUGGUGCAUAUUGGGGAAUUACUGCUCUUGCCCUAAUGGGCCGUCUUGAUGCCCUCGAAAAAGACGACAUUAUACACUUUGUCUUGUCUUGUCGACAUCCAAAUGGUGGUUUUGGAUCGUCACCAAAUCAUGAUCCACAUCUGCUCCCUACUCUGUCGGCUAUCCAAAUACUCGCUACGUUGUCAUCGAUCGACGCUCUUCCUGACAAAGAGCUCACUGUAUCCUACAUCGCUGGACUGCAAGUAAUUCCCUCUGGUGCCUUCCAAGGGGAUCAAUGGGGAGAAUGUGAUUCUCGGUUUGACUAUACAGCUAUACUUGCCGUCAGUCUCUUGAAUCGAUUGGAUGCAAUCAAUGUGGACGCUGUAGUAGAUCAUAUAGUCAAAUGCAGGAACUUAGAUGGUGGAUUUGGAAGGGUUCCUGGUGCUGAGAGCCAUUCUGGUCAAAUAUUCUGUUGUGUAAACGCUCUAGCUUUAGUAGACAGACUACAUCUAGUCGAUGCAGACAAGCUGGGCUGGUGGUUGGCGGAACGACAGCUCAAAAGCGGCGGGUUAAAUGGCCGACCAGAGAAACUUGAAGACGUAUGUUACUCCUGGUGGGUCUUGUCUUCUCUCUCAACACUGGGUAGAAUACAUUGGAUUGAUCGUGAUAAACUCAUUGAUUUUAUAUUGACCGCUCAAGAUGAAGAGUCUGGUGGAUUUGCAGAUCGUGUUGGAGACCUGCCAGAUGUUUUUCACACGUGUUUUGGUCUUGCUGGACUGUCAUUGCUUGGAUUUGAAGGAUUGGAUCCAGUUGAUUCCCGUUGUUGUAUGCCUCAAAAUGUUACCAGCGCAUUGGGCUUGGGAGAUCCACAUCCAUUAGCAUAG